AUGCCACAUUUCCAGCUAUUUCUCUCAAGGUACGGCUUCAUAAGACCGGUGAACUGGGAGGAGCUCCAGUUUGACCAAUCAACAGGCAUUUCUAACGAUGAAGACUUUCCCGGGGAGGAAGACCUAUCUGGGAUACAGGAGGGAGACUCAUCGUUGUCACGUGCAGAGACUGAUGAUUAUGAUGAUGACGAAGACUCUCCAAAUCCCACUGAAAGCCAAGUCUUCAUCUCAGCUCUCAGAGACUUCCAGAUGGUGUCCGGCCUGUCUGUCACAGGGCUGUUUGACGAUGCCACCAAGGCUGCCAUGAACAAGCCAAGGUGUGGGGUCCCGGAUAAGGAGACGGAUGAUGCUACUGAGGAAGUACACAACUCCACCAGCUCAGCACUUGGAGAGGGUUACAGCAGUCAGCUGACCAUACAGGACCAGAGACAUAUCAUCAGCCUGGCCUUCAGGAUGUGGAGCGAGGUGUCUCCCCUGGAGUUUAUAGAGGACACAUCCUCUCCCCUGGCGGAUGUAGACAUCAAACUGGGUUUUGGCACAGGGAGACACUUGGGAUGCAACCAGAAGUUCGAUGGUACUGGACGAGAGUUUGCUCACGCCUGGUUCCUGGGAGACAUUCACUUUGAUGACGAUGAACAUUUUACUGCACCUAACACUGGCAGUGGGAUCAGCCUGCUCAAAGUGGCAGUGCAUGAGAUAGGCCACGUCCUGGGCCUGCCUCACAUCUACAGGACUGGUUCCAUUAUGCAACCCAGUUACCUGCCCCAGGAAUCAGGCUUCGAGAUCAACUGGAUGGACAGGAAGUCCAUACAGCACCUCUAUGGGGGCUGUACGGGUCAGUUCAACACAGUGUUUGACUGGAUCAGGAAGGAGAGAACCCAGUACGGUGAGGUGGUGAUUCGUUUCAACACCUACUUCAUGAGGGACGGCUGGUACUGGCUCUAUGAGAACAGGACCAACCGAACCCGCUAUGGUGACCCGGUGGCUCUUCAGGUGGGCUGGCGCGGCAUACCCCCCGGCGGGGUAGACGCAUGUGUUCACGUGUGGAACAGGAACACUGAUGCUGUCUACUUCUUUAAAGGCACCCAGUACUGGAGGUAUGACGAUGACAACGACCAGGUGUUUACAGUGGACCCUGAGGGACACCUCUACCCUAGACUCAUCUCUGAGGGGUUCCCAGGGGUACCCAGUCCUAUAGACACAGCCUUCUAUGACAGGAGGGACUACCACAUCUACUUCUUCAAGGGCACUUAUGUGUAUGUGUUCGACGUGACAGCCAACCGCGUGUCCCCAGGCUUCCCCAGGAAGAUCACAGCUGUGUUCCCAGCAGUAGUGUCUGGGGAUCACCCGGGCGGUAGCAUAGACGCCGCCUACUUCUCCUACACGCACAACGCUGUCUUCCUGUUCAAGGAUACACAGUUCUGGAAGGUGGUGGGGAGGAGCAGAGACCGCUGGAGGAGACCGGCGCUGCCACGCAACGGCCUGAUGCCACACAGGAAGGUGGAGGAACAGUGGUUUGACAUUUGUAACGUUCACCCCUCGGCCCUGAAAGUGGCCCGUCGAUGAGGGGGGGGGGGCUAUAAGGAUUCUGUGGGAUUAGGGGAUACUGGACCCAGAUCGGAUGGCACUCGUACCAACUCUAAACAUGACACUGAGCGAGGAGCACAGACUGGCCCCGUAGCCAUGACAACAGAGUUCCUAAGGUGACUGCUGGUUUCACAGUAAACUGACUUAUAUCCAUUACAUAAUAAAUAUGUAUUAGUCUACAACACAUUUCAUUCAUUAUGAUAACUAUUGUUAACUAUUAUCAACCUUGUACAUGUCCACACUAUAUAUUUAGUUGUUUCAAAAACGUUAUUUUAAUAGUUUAAUGGCCACGAUUACAGACACCUGUGUCUUUUGACACUAUAUAAACGAGUCAUCCCGCAGUGUUUAUACCCUGAUGAAGACAGCUUGGCUGUCGAAACGUUGGACAUUUGCAUCUGAGCUCCUAGAGUGGUGAGGAUCUCCUUUAUUUUUAUAUUGUAAUAGUUUACACAAUAUGUCGUUGAAGACAAUAAUGCCUUUUUUGGGCAUGUUCUUAUUUUUUUCUAUGUUGUAAAAGUUUUAUUUAUAUAAAAUCAGUUGUGUUAUAUGGACUGAAUUGAAUUGACAAAAACAACUCUGAAAACGCAGUUUUUAUUUAGACUGAGAUCAGAUACAUGUUCCCUAUUAAAGACUUGUAACAAACACAAACAA
This is a messenger RNA of Oncorhynchus mykiss (rainbow trout), 2238 nucleotides long. NCBI's taxonomy places the organism in Eukaryota, Metazoa, Chordata, Actinopteri, Salmoniformes, Salmonidae. The record is from RefSeq and is a predicted model, not a curated record.